Messenger RNA from Protobothrops mucrosquamatus (brown spotted pit viper), 1875 nucleotides. Its product is annotated as tumor necrosis factor receptor superfamily member 10B. Gene Ontology annotation, cellular component: plasma membrane; cell surface. Bases 158 to 1357 code for a protein of 399 amino acids. Gene Ontology annotation, molecular function: protein binding. The record is from RefSeq and is a predicted model, not a curated record. NCBI's taxonomy places the organism in Eukaryota, Metazoa, Chordata, Lepidosauria, Squamata, Viperidae. Gene Ontology annotation, biological process: positive regulation of apoptotic process; TRAIL-activated apoptotic signaling pathway. The transcript is spliced from 10 exons.
AACUUCAGGGCUUUCUGCGGCUUUUCACGAGCGGUAAUUCCCGGUGACGCCUAGUAGGCGCCGAAGGGGUGGAGAGUUAAGAAGCUAACCCGUCACAAGACUACUUCACCCCGCCGGGUUAAAGAAGAGCAGGGCCGUGAUAGCGGCGCCCAUUGAAAUGGCGGUGGCGGUGGUGACGCGCUUGGCCGUCUUGGCGUUGCUGUCGAAGGUUGAAUCUCCAUCACUGCGAAACUCCUGUGAGCCUGGAGAAUUCCUAUAUUCUGGGAUUUGUUGCAAACAUUGUCCUGCCGGUACCCAUGUUGAAGAAUACUGCAGUUCUCCACACACACAGGGAAUAUGUAAACACUGCACAGAUGGAGAAGACUAUACUGAAUAUGACAAUGGUCUAGUUAAGUGUUUACCGUGUGAAGAAUGCAAAUCUGGUUACAAAAUGAUAACACCUUGCACCAGGAAGAAGAACACUGAAUGUCAGUGCAAUGAUGGCUAUUUCUGUCCUCAAGGCUGUGAGGAAUGUAUGAAAUGCAAGAAGCGGUGUCCUGAAGGAGAGGUGAUUGUGGAACACUGCAAUGCUACAACAGACACGAUAUGCGGACUACCACAUGCAGGAGCUUCAGGUUCCUCAUUUACAUGGCUUUACAUCUUUAUUGGUAUUGGUACUGGUAUUUCAGUUGUGGUGCUCUUGGUUUGGAUCUUAUAUACUGGUAUAUGGAGAAAAUGCAAGCCUGUAAUGGGAUCUCCACCUAUAUGGAGAAAAUGCAAGCCUGUAAUGAAGAAAGCCUCCCUAGAAAAAGAAAAAUCCACAGACCAUUUGAUACCUGGUAACGAGAAUGUAAACUCUACAACUGAAGCUCCUGCUGCUUCUGAGGACAGACUGUCUGAAGCUGCUGAGAGAGAGAAUUUGGAGAUGGGCAAUAGAGAACAAGACUCUGUCCUUCCAGAUCGGCCAUCUGUUUCAUCAUUACGUGAGGUUGCUUGUUCGAAUGGGCAGUCCAGUGGAAGAAAUGAUGUACGGAGACCUAACAAACCUGCAGUAAGGAUUAAAAGUUCUCCCAUGAAAACAUUGGAAGAUAUUUAUUUUCAAAUAAAGGACACGUUGGGACCAAAUUACUGGAGACCACUUAUGAGGAAAUGUGGCUUUUUAGACAAUGACAUAGAUAACAUUAUCCUUGAUAAUGCUCAAAAUGUUGAUGAGCAGCAUUAUCAGCUGUUAAAAACUUUGCGAGACAGGAAUGGAGUUGUUGCUGCUUUUCAGAAAAUAUUUGCAGGCCUGGAGGAAAUGAACCUUUAUGGUAUUUAUGAAAAUCUAAUAAAUGAACUAAAAAGCAAAGAUUUAAUAAUAAUGGAGGCUGAAGACUAAUUUAGUUUUUCUUUAUUUUUGACUACACAAAAACUGGUCAGAGAAUAGUCUGGCUUUUUAUGCAUCAAUUUAUUUUAGUGCAUGUUGCCUUGGCUGAGGAUGUCUAAACUGACAACACAGUUGUUAAAAGAAAUAUGGAUCCCACUUGGGAAAUGAAAUGUUGCAUCUCUCUGCGGGUAAAUUUUGCAAUAUACAAAAUUUACAAUGAAUAAGGCAACAAGUUGGUCAGUGUUUGGAAAUUGUGGUUCUGUACUGUCCUCUAUAAAAAUGCUAUUGUGACCAAAAUUCAGUGUAAUUUAUAUUACGUGAAUUGCUAACAUAUAGCAGGCUGAAAAUGGACAUAAUAGUUUUCUACGGAGUCAGAAUCAUGUGACUUGUUGGACAAGGAGAAUUUGAGUAUGUAAAACUUCCUUCCUAAAAUAUAACCCAAUGGAAUCCGGCUGGAACUUUGUGUGUAUUUGCUUCCAUAUUAUGAAAUGAUUGAUGGAUUGUAAUACUUCAUUUGUGAUCUUAUAUAC